CAGAACCGCAUAAAAUUAUUUAUUCUGCUCAGUGAGCACAGUUAUCAAGUAGUUCUCCGAAUUCUUAUCACAAAAGCCAAAAGCCCAAAUAACUUCCAAAAAAGGAGAAUUGCACCGACUGCGAUGAAAUCCAACCAAAAAUGCUCCACUUUAAAAUCCUGGUAA
This is a messenger RNA of Caenorhabditis elegans, 165 nucleotides long. Lineage: Eukaryota; Metazoa; Nematoda; Chromadorea; Rhabditida; Rhabditidae. The record is from the annotation of a RefSeq genome assembly.